AUGGCGCGCGCUCACGAGCCGGAAGUGCAGUUCUCAGCAACUGCCAGCAGGGAGCAUCGCCUAAGCCUUAAGAGGAGGCCCAGAGCUGCCGUCGGCGAUGCGGAAAAAGCACAAAGUGACGUUUCAUCCGUCCAGUGGCCUUCAGCAGAGUCAUCUAGCAGCGAUGACACAAGACUACUGGGAAUGUCCUCUGCACCCAAGGGCCGCCCUCCUCUUCCUCCACCUCAUGGAUCCACCGCUGAUAAAAAUCAUUCCAGGAAUGAUGGACCUCCUGUCACUAGAUCUCCAUCUUUGCAAAAACAGAACCCAGUGUUGGAGAACCUCAACCUGGAGCAGGAGUUAGCAAGCCACCUUCAGUCUGGUUCCCGCCGUCGACUGGCCAGCUUUGGAGGGGUGAGCUCGCCUGGCUCGCUUUCUCGCUUCACCGGUCUGGGUGCUUAUAAUGACCCCAACAACAGUAGCAAACCGUCCAGCACAGGUAGCGAUAUGUACGGACACCUUGGCAGCAGAGGCAGCAUAGGUUGCCUCCAGGUGAGCCCGCAGAGCUCCGGAAGAAGUACCCCGGUGACAAGUCCCCAGCAGCUACAGAGUGUCCGGGAUCAGAUGGUGGUGGCUCUGCAGAAGCUGAGGGAGAUGGAGGAACAGGUAAAGAUAAUCCCUGUCCUCAAGGUGAAGAUCUUAGUCCUUCAGGAGGAGAAGAAGAAGCUGGCCUCUCAACUCAAUAACCAAAAUAAGGACACAGAGACGAGUACCGACGAAGGUGUUCUCAUCAAGGAGAAGCAUAACUGCUCCGACUUCAGCGACCUAGAUGAUGAGAUGAUGGCACUCGAAAGAGCCAUCGAGAGUGGACAUUUUCCAGCGUGGCAAGGAAAAAGCCACAUGAACGAUGGAGAUUCUGUAAAAGAAGCAAUGGAAAACAACAAAGCACGUAACACAGAACUGGAAAAAGAGGUUGAAUCUCAACAACAAAUUAUUGGCGCUUUAAAGGAGAAGAUACGUCACAUGGAGGCCGAGUUAAAGGAAUCUGCUCUCCAGGUGGAGAUGAGUCGUCUGAAACUGGAGCUUCAAGCUGCAGAAGCCAGAAACAGAGCUGAUAAAGCCUCCUCUGCCCGGCCGUCCACGGCGAGCAGCAGUACCCAGGCCGGGCCCCAAACUGCCAGCCAGGGGGUGGGCAACCACAUCCAGCUCAGAGACGCCAGCACAGGGGACGUGAUAGAAGUGAAGAACGUGGCUGUGUCGUGUUGUGGGCCGGACUUGAAGAACAUAGGCUCAGGAUCCGAUCUACCCAUGAGCCACUGGGAGGUCAGAGAGCGAGUGGAAACCAAGGAGAUGGGUGCAGGAGUCCACAUUUCAACAAGCUCUCAAGGAGUCGGGGUGGAGGUGAAGGUUUGUGAUGCAGAAAGCAACACAGAAGCAUCAUGGGAAAAUCCGCAGCCUAAGAAUUUAAAGUCAGUCGCAUGUGGAGAUUGUUCUGUUAAUGUCAUUGUCCGUGAAGCGAAGAUCAUGGUCUCAAAAGGUGUGGCCACAGAUCCAGUCAAAGGGGUCUCUCUUGGACUCACGGCGUCAUCCCAGCGCAGCAACACCUCACUCAGCUCUGUGUCUCGCUUCACUAACACCAGACAUGCCUUCAACAUGGACUCCAGCACCAACACUGUCCUCAAAAGCCAACACAAGCACACCAACACCUCCAAGGCCGCCACCACCAGGACGGUGUCCGUCGGCAGCAGGCUCAAAGACAUCAAGGGCAUCCCAAAGACACGUACAGUUGGCGUGGGAACGAGCCCACUGGAGGGAUAUACUCCUAAACAAAAUACUCGAGACAUUGGUGUUGGGUUUGCUAGCAUUUAUGAAAACUUCCUGGUGGGACUUAAAACCCAAAACAUGGCUUCUGGACCGUCCCAUCUGCCCGACCCAUUAAAAACGAGAAGUAUCGGCGUAGGGGAGGGCAGGAUACGGGAUCUGUCAGGUCCAAACAGUCAAGAAGUUGCAUUGUCCCAGAAUAAUUCAGAGCUGGACGGUUGCGUAGAAAAAACUCCAAGAGUCCUCAAUGAGCGUGGAAAUCCUCUCACGGAGGCAGGCUGGAUUCACCACAACAACAAGCAGGGGACCAACUCAACACUAUCAUCCAAUGACAAAGGUGUGGUCCAAGCAGGUGGAGAAGUCCAUCCAUUUGACUCAGCCAACCGAGAAAGUCAAGCCCCGCCUAAGAUGCCGGCAGACUCUUCUAAUUGCGACCAGGCCGAUUCUGGACUGAGUCCGCAGGGCGGUUACGACUCGGAAGUGAAAAGAAUGAUACAGCUGUUAGAACAACAGACGUCAUCCGCUAUGAGAGAGGAGACUGAGGGCUGCCAUCAAAUGGAGCAGUGGAUACUGUACUGUAGUCUGGAGCUAAAGUGGCGCCCAGAUCAGGUUGGCCAGGUGCUCAUGAGAAGGGACAUUUGCUAUUAUAUCCUUAUCAGUGAGGGAGCAGGAAGGGGCUAG
This is a messenger RNA of Entelurus aequoreus (snake pipefish), 2481 nucleotides long. Its product is annotated as KN motif and ankyrin repeat domain-containing protein 1-like. Gene Ontology annotation, biological process: negative regulation of actin filament polymerization. Gene Ontology annotation, cellular component: cytoskeleton; cytoplasm. Lineage: Eukaryota; Metazoa; Chordata; Actinopteri; Syngnathiformes; Syngnathidae. The record is from RefSeq and is a predicted model, not a curated record. The transcript has 5 exons. Bases 1 to 2481 code for a protein of 826 amino acids.